Exophiala aquamarina CBS 119918 is the source of this 1602-nucleotide messenger RNA. RefSeq lists its product as uncharacterized. Gene Ontology annotation, biological process: transmembrane transport. The transcript has 6 exons. The record is from RefSeq and is a predicted model, not a curated record. Gene Ontology annotation, molecular function: transmembrane transporter activity. Gene Ontology annotation, cellular component: membrane. The coding region runs from base 1 to 1602 and encodes 533 amino acids. NCBI's taxonomy places the organism in Eukaryota, Fungi, Ascomycota, Eurotiomycetes, Chaetothyriales, Herpotrichiellaceae.
AUGGCUGGCCUCGACCACAUCAAUACGGAAGGCCCUCAAUCCACAAAUGGGGCUCGAGUCCCUGUCGAGAAGAAAGAUGUGUCCCAAGUUGAACGGGUACUUUCUGGAGGUAGCGAGAUCCGGAAAGAUUUCGUUGACUAUGAUCGUAUGGACAAAGAUGUCGCUAAAUAUGCCAAUCAAGAGCGCAUCGAAAUCUCAGCAGCAGAAAACAAACGGUUAAAGAGAAUGAUCGAUAGGCGAGUUCUCGCUAUCAUGAUACCCACCUACUUUCUGCAGGCUCUAGACAAGGGCACUCUCUCUUUCGCCGCAAUCAUGGGCAUCAGAAAGGAUCUAGGCCUUCUUGAUGGUCAAAAGUACUCUUGGUUGACCACCUGUAUAUAUAUCGCAGUCUUGGUUGUUGAAUAUCCCACAAAUUGGACUAUUCAAAGGGUGCCAAUAGCAAAAUACCUCUCCCUAAGCAUCGUGCUCUGGGGAACGGUUUUGGCAUGCCACUCAGUCGCAACCAACUUCACCACUAUCCUGGUAUUAAGGACUUUGCUGGGUAUUUUCGAAGCUGUCUGUCAGCCAAGCUUUUUGCUCCUCAGCAGUAUGUGGUAUAAACGAGAAGAGCAAGCGGAGACCGUCACAUAUUGGUAUAUGAUGAAUGGAGGACAGCAAAUCGUUGGUGGCCUCCUCGCCUAUGCGUUUACCCAAAUUGAUUCUGGCCCGUUGAAAUCGUGGCAAGCUCUUUUCAUCACCUAUGGGUCGUUCUCCGUUCUCUGGGGUCUUUUCGUCGGAUAUUGGAUGCCAGAUUCACCAAUGAAAGCAAAGUGCUUUUCGGAAGAAGACAAGAGACUAAUGGUCGAACGUGUGAGGAGCAACCAAACUGGUCUGCAGAACAAGAGAUUCAGACCCGAGCAAGUCAAAGAAGCCUUUCUGGAUCCCCAAACUUGGUGCUACAGCCUCAUUGCCAUAUGCACUACACUUCCAACUUCCGGGUUGGGUGCUUUCGCGAACAUUAUUAUCACUGGCUUCAAUUUUACAGUGCUUCAGACCCAAUUACUUGCCAUGGUACUUGGUGUUGUGAUUAUCGCGAUUCUGCUCAGCUCAACAUGGCUCGUCAAACGUACUCACCAGAAUUGCCUAGUGAUGGCUUUCUUCGUCAUUCCGUCCUUUGUCGGAACGAUCGUUCUCAUGAGCGUCAAGAAUCACAACACCGGAACUAAGGUGGGAUUGCUUAUCAGCUACUAUAUUGUACUGUCCUUCUGGGCUGCGCAAACUUUGUCCAUGAGUAUCCUCUCUCGCAAUGUUGGCGGACAGACCAAGAAGAGUAUCGUUGUAACCAUCAAUUUUGUCUCUUGGUGCACAGGAAAUGCAAUCGGCCCUCAAGUUUUCCUAUCAUGGGAUGCUCCUCGCUACUUCAUCGCCUUUGCGACACACAUGGGAUGCUAUGUGCUGUUGGUCAUUGUCAUUAUUUUCCUUCGCUGGCACUUGAGACGACAGAACCGCAAGAAGGAUGAGUUGGCGGCGGCUGGUAUUCAUGAGGCUGAUGAUAAGCAAUAUGUGCACGCGUUUGAAGACUUGACAGACCGCGAGAAUCCCAACUUCAGAUAUAUCUACUAG